UUCAUUUUAAUAGUACUGGGGAUUACAUUCCCUGUAGCGGUUAGAAAAGCCCGUGAAAAACCAAACCGAAAAAAAAAGAAAAAAAAAAGAACGGAACGGAACAUAUUACAGAAUCAUGGGGGACCAUUGUUCGUGGUAGAAGCCCCACUCACUGGUAUCACAGUCAUCAUGUCAUCAAUUUAAAACCUCUAAAAAUUAAUAUUCAAGUCGAAUAUAUAAAAAUGCACGUUUUCGAAAUUCAACUAAAAGACAAAAAAAUCAUUUCAGCUUUUGGGAAUCUUACUGGCUACUACAAUUGGCUUGAUAACAUCCGACAUUCGUUUAUCAGAAACACGCUUCCUACAAACAAAUUUAUCCCCGAAUUUCCAAGCACCAAUCAUCGAAAAUGUAUCCCAGCCUACAAAUUCCAAGCCGGAAAGUGCCUUGGCUCUUACACCAUCAUUUGAAAACAUUUCACCAGAGGCAACAAUCGGAAACAAUGAAAUAACAUCUUUUGAAGAACCACCAAAAUCAGACACAAUUUCGAACACCCAAGUCUUCCUUCCUUUCGAGACAACUUCUUCAUCAAGCCCAACAUCGACGAUUUCUGAGUCACAAUUAAGUUUAACCAUGAACUCCUCUUCAUUUCAAACCAUCGCUUUGGGUCCUGGAUCUUCAUCUGAUAACAUUCAAGGACAAAUAACACCUGGAAUUGAUCAAAUAAUACCUUUUGCAGAACCCUUUCAAUCAGACACAAGUUCAUCCUCUCCAAAUAUUUUGCAAUCUUUUGAGCCAGCUUCUUCAUCAAGCCCCAGUUCAACUGUAUCUGAGUCAGAAUCAACUUCAACCAUGACAUCCACUUCAUCUGUGCCCAUGCCGUCAUCUUCCAUGAUAACCUCUGAUUUAAACUCAAGUGCUUCCACCCAAGAUUUUUCGCCAUCUUUUGAGACAGCUUCUUCAUCCAGCCCUAGUUCAACGAUUUCUGAGCCAGAAUCAACUUCAGCCAUCACAUCCACUUUUUCUGUGCCCGUGCCGUCAUCUUCCAUGGAGACCUCUGAAUCAGUCACAAGUGCAUCCACCCAAGAUAAUUCUCCACCUUUUGAGACAGCCUCUUCAUCAAGCCCUAGACCGACGUUUUCUGAAACAGAAGUAACUUCAAUCAAGACCUCCCCUUCAUCUCAAACCAUCAAUUUGGUUCCAGGAUCUUCAUCUGCUAACAUUCCAGGACAAAUAACACCCGGAAUUGAUCAAAUAAUACCUUUUGCAGAACCCUCUCAAUCAGACACAAGUUCAUCCUCUCCAGAUAUUUUGCCAUCUUUUGAGACGGCUUCUUCAUCAAACCCCAGUUCAACGAUUUCUGAGUCAGAAUCAACUUCAGCCAUGACAUCCACUUUAUCUGUGCCCAUGCCAUCAUCUUCAAUGGUGACCUCUGAAUUAGACACAAGUGCAUCCACCACAGAUGUUUCUCCAUCCUUUGAGACAGACUUUUCGUCAAGCCCCAGUUCAACGAUUUCUGAGUCAGAAUCCACUUCAACCCUGACAUCCACUUUAUCUGUGCCCAUGCCAUCAUCUUCAAUGAUGACCUCUGAAUCAGAAACAAGUGCAUCCACCACAGAUGUUUCUCCAUCCUUUGAGACAGACUCUUCGUCAAGCCCCAGUUCAACGAUUUCUGAGUCAGAAUCCACUUCAACCCUGACAUCCACUUUAUCUGUGCCCAUGCCAUCAUCUCCAAUGAUGACCUCUGAAUUAGACACAAGUACAUCACCCACAGACGUUUCUCCGUCCCUUGAGACAGAUUCUUCGUCAAGCCCCAGUUCAACAAUUUUUGAGUCAGAUUCCACCUCAACCCUGACAUCCACUUUAUCUGUGCCCAUGCCAUCAUCUUCAAUGAUGACCUCUGAAUCAGAAACAAGUGCAUCCACCACAGAUGUUUCUCCAUCCUUUGAGACAGACUCUUCGUCAAGCCCCAGUUCAACGAUUUCUGAGUCAGAAUCCACUUCAACCCUGACAUCCACUUUAUCUGUGCCCAUGCCAUCAUCUCCAAUGAUACCUCUGAAUUAG
Tigriopus californicus is the source of this 2040-nucleotide messenger RNA. RefSeq lists its product as uncharacterized. NCBI's taxonomy places the organism in Eukaryota, Metazoa, Arthropoda, Copepoda, Harpacticoida, Harpacticidae. The coding region runs from base 610 to 2040 and encodes 476 amino acids. The transcript has a single exon. The record is from RefSeq and is a predicted model, not a curated record.